Polypterus senegalus (gray bichir) is the source of this 465-nucleotide messenger RNA. Its product is annotated as ribonuclease-like. The transcript has a single exon. Bases 1 to 465 code for a protein of 154 amino acids. The record is from RefSeq and is a predicted model, not a curated record. Gene Ontology annotation, molecular function: nucleic acid binding. NCBI's taxonomy places the organism in Eukaryota, Metazoa, Chordata, Cladistia, Polypteriformes, Polypteridae.
AUGGAUGGAAAGAUUUUCAUGGCACUGGGCCUGUUUUUCAUGGCCAGUUUUAUUCAGGUUGAAAGUAAGCUUUGUAAACCACCAGCCAAUGAAAAUGGAUAUACGAUGUUUUUAAGACAACAUUAUGACAAUCCAAAGACUUCCAGUAACGAUUACUGCAAUGCGAUGAUGGAGAUGAGGUGCAUGACCAAUCUUGAUCCUCCUAAGAGCAAAUGCAAGGAAAAAAACACAUUUAUUCAUAGUACAAAAAAUCUGAUCACAGCUGUGUGUGAUAAAGCAGGGGUGCCUCUUGGUGGCAAUCUGCGAAGGAGCACAAAACCCUUCAGUGUCUCUACCUGUAAAGUCAAAGGGGAUCCUAACAAGCACCCUUGUGAGUACAAAGGAGGCAGGGGAGAUAUGAGAGAAAUUGUGAUUGCAUGUGCAGGCAAACUACCUGUGCAUCUUGAUGACACUGAAAUUCCUUAG